GAUAUCAUGUGACACAAUCUUAAAGUUGCUGAGUUGUUGGCAUUUCGGUAAUGUUUGUGUCGUAGACUUGAAUUACUAAUGGGCUUAUGUAAGUGUGAACGGAGACGGGUAACUAACCUGUUUUGCUUCGAGCACCGGGUCAAUGUGUGUGAGUUUUGUUUGGUGACAAAUCACCACAAGUGCAUUGUUAAAUCUUAUCUUCGGUGGAUAAAAGACAGUGAUUUUAACCCAUCAUGUAGCCUUUGUCACGAGCCUUUCGAAGCGGAUCCUUCCAAAAAAUGUAUCCGUUUGGUGUGCCUUGAUGUUUUCCACUGGAAUUGUCUCAAUGAUUAUGUGAUGAGCUUGCCACCAACAACAACCCCAGCGGGUUUUUUGUGCCCGUUGUGUGGCCAACCAAUCAUUCCUCAGGCUAAUCAUGGCGGUCCUGUCGCAGAAGCGCUCAGAUCAUGUUUAAGCGAAGUUGAUUGGGCCAAAGAAAGUUUGAACGAAAUAAGGCCUUUUUUCCAUCUGGAAGGUCAUCCGAAGUCCACGUCAACACCUAACAUGAAUAUUUGUGCAUCAAAUCCAACAGAUGGAAAGCUUUUCAAUUCAUGUCUAGAUGUAGCUGCAAGACAAUUCUUGAAAGGACAUGACGUUACAGAUAUAUUGGAGAGUCCUCAGAAGACAACAGGAUUCCAGAUAGACAAUUCUAAGGACACUAAUAUGUAUACUGAUAUUUCCCAGCUACAUUAUCAACGAAGAGAUCAGCCAUCGUUAAACUCCCAGAAGCUGUUCAUGCCUGAAAAUGAUGAUAAUGAUAAGUAUAAACGACAUCUAACAUUGACAUGGUUCAGACGUUUCCUCCGGAGGCAUUCAUCACACUUUACACGUUUAUCGGUUAUUCGACGAAAUCGUCUUAUUUUAUUAAUUAUGGGUUGUAUAAUAUGUAUCUUCCUACUGGGUUUUUAUGGUUCUCAACCGAAGGAUAUCACUGGUGAUCCAUUAUUAGAUCCUCAUAUGAAUCCAAAUAUUCAUUUUAAUCUGGAACCUAUAGCUUCAAUAAAAGAAGUCUUAAAUAAUAAUCUUAAUAAAGAUAGAAAUAGACGUGUUAUUGAUGGGUUGAAUGAAGCCUAAUUAUUCAGUAAGAUGGUAUUUUUUCUAAACACUAGCUUCCUUAUUGUGAUUCGAAUCAAUGUACGGUUUAGCUUAAUGUAACUAAUCAUUUUAUCUUCUAUUGUCCAGUUUAUAAUUUUUCUUAUUUCUUGUUAUUAAGAUCGUUAGACGUUUUUAAACUUUGAAUAGACGACUUACUAUUCAUCGUCUGUUUAGUUAGGUUCGAAUGUACAUGUUUGAUUGUCAGUCAAUCGUAUAUUCUGAUAUUUUUUUAUACUUUUCCUACUCACUCCUGAUUAUCAUUAAUGUAAUACUAUCUUUGUUUGACCUUAUUUUAAUGACUGUAUGCUGGUGAAUAGUGGUUAAUACUCCUUCCUUUAUGGUUUAAUAACACCCCGUAACUUAUUAUCUGAUAAGAACUGAUAUUCAGGUUUAUGCUUGUCUGUCCCUGAGUUUUUUCCUAGCGAAUAUAUAGUAUCCAACAUCCGUCUAGGUUUUGUAUUGGUAAUCUGAUCUGUACAAGGUAUUUUAAAAUAUUUAAAAGAUCACUACAUUUGUUUUAAAAUUUUCCUGGUUGCAGAUAUUAGAUUUUAAAAACUACCAACAACUGCGGAACUAAUAGCUUUUUAUGAAAUAAGACCGUAAGAAGAAAACGUUAGGAAUCGUAAAAACUAAUUGAUGAUGGGUGUUCCCAACGAACUGGAACUGUACUGCAGCCCUAAAAGAAACAAUUCAAGCAUGUGCAAUGGAGAAACAGUAGAUCAAUAUGACAGCCUCUAUAAUCAAGGGCAAAGUCAGUCAGCUGCAACGUAGGAGUGGGCACAUAUAUACAUCGGUCCAAGUUGCCACACCUCAUUAGCACAACAAGAUGAACACUGAAUUCAUAGAAGUAGUCACUUUAACGGUAGUAAUAUCCAGUCAGUCAGUAACAACGUAGAACUUCGUACGUACGUACUUCAGUUCGAGUUGCCACACCACCUUAGCACAGAGAUGCAGUUGUCGAUUCAAAUCCCGUAGUGGUAGAGGUAGCAAGAGUAUAAGCAGUAAUCGGGAAGAUUAGGGUUUGGAGAUGUUGUUUAAAGAGUAUAAUCCAGUGAAAUAAAUUUGGAAAGAGGAAAAAGAAAGGGACAUGAAGAAUUCAGAAGAUUAGAAUUUGGGAGAACACAAAGAGUGGAUGCACCUGCGCCACUGCAAACGAUCUUGAGCUAUGUCAUUCAGGGUCUCUAACCAUCGGUUGCUAUCAUCUCGCGGUCCCCAACCAGGUAGUCUACACCUACCAACAUGACCCAGUCCACUUGUCAGUCGCUUCAUAAACUUGUGCCAUGUUUUGGUCUGGCCGCCCCUAGCUUUCUUCCAACCUACUUCUAUACCACUGAACAACGCACAACGAGGCAGUCGGUCGUUGAGCAUACGUACCACGUGUCCCAGCCAUCUCAAGUGAUGAAGUUUCACUACUUCAUCAAUUGAUUUGCCAUCCUUACCUAGUACCCGUUUCCUAACAACUGUGUUACUUACUCGAUGGUCCCAUGAU
Messenger RNA from Schistosoma haematobium, 2623 nucleotides. RefSeq names its product Zinc finger protein-like 1 (gene ZFPL1). The record is from RefSeq and is a predicted model, not a curated record. Lineage: Eukaryota; Metazoa; Platyhelminthes; Trematoda; Strigeidida; Schistosomatidae. The transcript has 5 exons. The coding region runs from base 79 to 1113 and encodes 344 amino acids. Gene Ontology annotation, cellular component: Golgi apparatus.